This is a messenger RNA of Stylophora pistillata, 2232 nucleotides long. RefSeq lists its product as uncharacterized. NCBI's taxonomy places the organism in Eukaryota, Metazoa, Cnidaria, Anthozoa, Scleractinia, Pocilloporidae. The record is from RefSeq and is a predicted model, not a curated record.
AAAAAGGAGUUACUUUCGAUUCCUAACCACGUCCACAUAGCAAGCAAGAGCAAACUCCGGCGACCAGAAAUGGAGUUUCAGUGUGAUGAAACUGCAAAGAAAAAAAUAUCUGCCCUUGAGCUUGGAAGUAAACUCGGGAUUAUUGGAAACCAAACUGAUGUUUCACAAUUGAUCCACAAUUCCCUCAGACCACCAGCAGCUGGCGAAUCUCUAUCAAAGACAGUAAAAGAAUGGCAACAAGAACUUCUCGCUUAUCUCAAGAUUGUAUCCCCUACGCCAACAGUGAGCAAAUCUAGCUUUCGCGACGCUAGAAAGCUUUUUGGGGAAAACUUAAAAAAAAAAGUGACACUGCGGAAGUCUGGCCACCUUGGGGCUUACGAAGAAAUAUCUCUCCUUCAGUUCGAUCCGAACUUUACCUCUUCUGAGGUUAUCUGCCGUCAUCCGUCUUGUUCGAUCAAUAAUUCAGAGGCAGCGAAAAUUGGCAGCAAAAGAGAUCUUUUCCUUUGUACAACUCAUCAGCAAGCGUUGAGGGAAAAUAUUUCUGACCUCUUAGCAAAGAAGGAAAUUGAACUCUCCACCAGUACAAAAAAGCCUGAACACGGUCACUUUGCCGGAUACACCUCACUUAUCGGUCUGCUGGAGGGAGCCUAUCAUGAUGCGAAGAAAUUUCAGACGCUAAGGGGAAAAUCUCCGUUGAUCCAAGAAGCAAUUCUUAAUGUUAGAAAUUUCUUGAUCAUAACCAAUUGCUUGUUAAACCCCAAUGGUGACAACUUGGAAAUUGCUCUGCCACCUGUUGUUCAAAUCUUGCGUCUCAUCCUCCAGAAUCCUGAUGCAACCAAUCAGCUGGGAGUUGGCCUCAUCUACAUACUCCGCGAGGUCAUAGAGAUGAUCCUUUUCUCUUUUGGUGUGAUCUACACUUGGGUGGCACUUGCCCUCAGCAAUCCUGGUGCUCAGAUUGGGUUUGGAGUGGGGGCAAUUUUGGGGGCAAGUGCUUUCUUCCUGGGACCUUGGAGUGGAGCACCUGGUGUGGCCAUAGUAGGGACAGCUGGAGGUCUCAUUGGCAAUGGUGUUCACGGUUUGAUUACUGGGGGACAACGACACCAAGAACUACAGCAAUUCAGACAGAGAUGGAUGGAAGCUGGAGGUGAUAUACCAGGGAGUGGUCGACCAAACAACCAGUAUCAAGUGUACUAUUUUGAAGGGGAUGUUGCUGGUGGACUAGAUCUGUUUCCAGCAGAUCUUUGAACCAAAAGAAUUUGUUCAACCCUUUGACUGUCAACAUCUGUCUUGAAAGUCUCCUUUUCAUAUAUAAAAGAUUUUCUUGUAAAUUGAUUUUAAAGAGGAGUUAGUGUUACGUCAAAAUAACUUCCUCCAGUUGAUAUUUGUAUCAAUUCUUAUCUCAUUUUUCCUGAAUAAUGUAUUUAAAUUGGAUGGAGAGGAUACAAAUUCAUCUCUUCAAAAGAUCAAAGGGUUAUUGUAAGUAUGCACAAACAUCACUAGUCACCAGUUUGUGCCUGUUUUAGAGUCAAUUAAGUUAUAAAAAAUAACUGAAGAAUUCAAAUAGCAAGAAUGAACCCUAACCAUCCAUUUUAGGAAGUAUUGAUUGUUGUAGAGAGUAGCCAUGAAUAGAGAGUUUCUAGAAAUUUUUAGGAAGCUUGAUAAUGCUAUGUGGGUACUGGAGCAAUCUGAUGUAAUAAAUUGAAACUUUUUAGAACUUUUACAACUAGGGGAUGCCUUAAUGAUGUAACACUAUGAGAACAGUUAUUUUGUAGGAUUUAAGAACAUUUCAUAUUGAUGCCUUAUUAAUGCACAUGAGCAGUCAGUCACCUAACAAAGUUAGCAGGUGUUAUCAGCAAGGACUGACUGCUUGGAAAAUCUAAAUAGAGUUCUUGUGGUAUACUGCUGUAUUUUUCUGACAGUCAGGAGUUUCAGAGGAAAUUUAAGAGGAAAUUUUCACUGUGAGUUUGUAUCAGCAGUGGCUGAAAUUAAUUUUAUAGUGGAUUAUUUAGUUUAGGAGUCAAUCCCUUGUAACACCUACCUCAAAAGUAUGGUUAAAAAAAAUUAAUUGGUUUCAUAGGGUAAUUGUAUAAUUUAAAGUAAUGUUCUUGUUGGCUACAUUUUACAGUAACAGUUUCAGACUCACACAGUCUGUCGAAAAUGGGCUAGCUGUUUUGCUUAGGAACACUGCAUUAGAUGCAGAAACUUGUAGAAUUAAAGAUGCUUUAUCAUUCA